This is a messenger RNA of Apaloderma vittatum (bar-tailed trogon), 1245 nucleotides long. RefSeq names its product interleukin 5 receptor, alpha (gene IL5RA). NCBI's taxonomy places the organism in Eukaryota, Metazoa, Chordata, Aves, Trogoniformes, Trogonidae. The record is from RefSeq and is a predicted model, not a curated record. The transcript is spliced from 10 exons. Gene Ontology annotation, biological process: cytokine-mediated signaling pathway; immunoglobulin mediated immune response. Bases 1 to 1245 code for a protein of 414 amino acids. Gene Ontology annotation, molecular function: cytokine receptor activity; protein binding. Gene Ontology annotation, cellular component: external side of plasma membrane; membrane.
AUGGCCAGCACGAUAAGCGUUGUUUUGAUUCUCCUUUGGACAAUCAGCUUGGUUCAGCCACACGUACCUCAGCCUGCAGGAGUUCAGGUUUUCCCACCUGUUAACUUCACCCUUACAGUCUCUGCGUUAGCACGAGUGCUUUUACACUGGAAACCAAACCCUAACCAAGAACAAAAAAACUACACUAUUAGAUAUGAUGUGAAAAUCCUAAGCCCUGUGCCUAAGGAGUAUGAUACAAAGAAGACUUACAGUAUCCAAACAGUUGCACUUCAUGAUGGUUUCUCCGCCCACAUUCGGACGUUACUUCUCCACAAUGACCUUGAGAUGAGAAGCGCCUGGGUGAAGGCGAAACUCCCGCCUCCGCCAGGCGCUCCAGAGACAUCUGUCACGAAUCUGUCCUGUGUUACUCACAUCACCCUUUCUAGCACUGUUGCCCUCCGUUGCACUUGGCUUCCUGGCCCAGGGGCACCCAAAGACACCAAGUACUUUCUCUUUUACAGGUAUGAGACGUCCACGGAAGAGUGUCAAGAUUACAGCAAAGACGAGUGGAACAGGAAUACUGAGUGCAGUUUUGCCACGACUCAGAUUGAUCCUGAAGGGAUUGACAAUGACAUUGUAAUCCACGUUAAUGGCUCUAGCAAGUAUGCUGCAAUCAAGCCUUUUCAGCAGUUAUUUAACCAAAACGCCAUCGAGAAAGUGAAUGUUCCCAGAAAUGUCACUGUAUUCCUAGAGCAAAAUGAUCUCCUGGCCACAUGGGAGAAGCCGAUGUCUCUGUUCCGUAAAGAAUGUUUUGAAUAUGAGUUUUACCUCUUCAACCUGAAGUCACGUAACAAGCAGAUACUGAAAAUAUCCUCCAAUGAGUUCAGAUUACAGAUUGAUGUUACCAGCAGGUAUUCCAUACAGAUCAGAGCUAAUCAUCACAUCUGUUGCACGAGAGGAUUUUGGAGCGACUGGACUGAGAGUAUUUACGUUGGGCCAAAAAAGCUGGAGAAUCCCAUAGCCUGGAUUCUCACGGUGCUUUGUGUGUUCACGUGCUGCACGUUCCUGCUUGUUGCUAUGAUAUGCAAAAUAAACCAUGUAUGGAGUAAAUUGUUUCCACCAGUUCCAACACCCAGCAACAAAUUCAGAGAUCCUUUCCCAAAUGAAUACGAGAGAGCACGUACCUGCACCAGCGAGACGGAGACCGAGUUCGGCAGCUUCACAGAAGAUCUCACCUGCAGCGUCCUCGAUGACUCCGUCUUCUGA